Daldinia decipiens is the source of this 5079-nucleotide messenger RNA. RefSeq names its product folliculin-interacting protein N-terminus-domain-containing protein. NCBI's taxonomy places the organism in Eukaryota, Fungi, Ascomycota, Sordariomycetes, Xylariales, Hypoxylaceae. Bases 724 to 4365 code for a protein of 1213 amino acids. The transcript has a single exon. The record is from RefSeq and is a predicted model, not a curated record. Gene Ontology annotation, molecular function: protein-folding chaperone binding; ATPase inhibitor activity. Gene Ontology annotation, cellular component: cytoplasm.
UAUGCACCUAACCUACCUAAGGUAAGCUUCGAGAGAGGGACGAUUUUAGCAACUCUUAUAUCGUACCUUACGCAUUACUCGUGAAAGACGCUUCCUUUCUCUUACUCACAAUUCGCAUCCUUUUACCAAUUACGCGUAAAUUUUCUAAGAUUCAUUUUACAUUAUCCUCGAAUUUUACAUGUACCUACUUAAAUUUGUUUGGGAAAAAGGUUCAUUGAGCACCUAACAACGUGUCCUUGAAAUCGACUCGACUCUGGGCCCCUGUCCGUCGUAUCCAUUCAUCUCCGAUUACGCACAUUAUCACGUCGCUAUCAAGCUUUCACGCUCUCAUGCUCUCACAAAUCUUCAACUAAACGCGUGCGACUUGUACUUGGUUUGUCACUCCACGGCCUCGUGGCCUACGACGUUCCUUUGGAUUGGAUACCGUUGCCUUGUUCAUCUUCAGCUUUCAGCUCCUAGUUUGCCGUGGAUUCGAUUUCUUGUUUACCACUAUAACUACAUCAUCUGACUCUCACCAUUGUGUUAUCCUACAUCACCUAGAGACAACUUCGUUUCGCUUAGUUCAAUGUCUUUCUACGCCAUGGUCAACACCGCGGAGGGCCCUCGCCACUGGAUGGGUACCUGUUAAGACAUCGGUAGUUUCUACGACUCUACCUGCGUUGUUGAUUACCUUGGUUAGGUAUAUACCUGGCAUUUUGGGCCUUGAAAGUACCCGGAACCACAAUGUUGGGCAAGCUGUUUAAUCUAACGUCGGGAACGACUGGAGGUACGAAUUCUCAAGAAGAUUCUUCUCCGACCAAACUGUCGCCCGAAUCGAUACAGGAAGAUGUUCACACGCGGAGUCUCUUGUUCCCGGAUACGCAGGCUCUCUACUAUCGUCAGGACCAGGUGUUUCCAUUGUCGUCCACGUCCGGUGUUCAACCCGGGGCUUCCGCAAGCCCCUUCGACUAUGAUGGCGAUAUUGAUAUCGACGUGCGCGAUGUUCGCAUCAUAAUUAUGCAAGAUGCUUUAGGCUCUGCUAGUCCUUCAUUAUUGUUUGACAGCAACCACACUCCAUCGCCCAGUUCAUCAGUUGAUCACCCACAGCCACCGAGUGCAGCUUCAUCCUCUCAGUCGCUUAUGCAGGAUCUUCGACGUGCUCCUACAUCGCCGCGGAAGAGUAGCCUUGGGCAGACCUCGAGGCCACUAGUUAUCCAGCCUGGCAGUCCUCAACCCCGGCAAGGUGCAUUUGAUCGACGCGGAUCCGCCCAGUCCCGCGCCUAUAGUGCUGUGGAAACUGAGUCCCAGAAAGCUGCUAGGGAAUAUCGCGAAGAGUUGGCCAGCUUCUCCAGCUGUAUCUUUGCUAAUUCUGAAGUAAUGUCUUAUAAGGGGACAUCGACAAAGGUUCACAUCAUUCCAAGCGAGACGCGACCAUCUGCCGUCUCUAGUUCAUACGUAGGAGAUGGCCGAGGAUCGAUGGGGAGAUCUAGUAUGAGAUCAAGUAGGUUAGCACAAUCUUUCACAUCAGAGUCGGCAAAUGCACAUUUCCAAGCGUUUUCCGCGCCUCCCCGGCAGCAGGACCGCAGCAAGAUUCUAGUGACCCGCCUGUUUCCAGUCAACCUACCAAAUGACGACCUUGAUUCGCCUACCCAGGCCACGACGUCCCAUAGCCGCUUUUCCGAGGAUAGCGGAGGAUUCCCGUUUCCUUGUUCCCCGGACGACUCUAAGCCUAACAAGAAAAAGUCGAAGCCCAUACAGAAGAGGACGCCGAUGUAUGCCGUCGCUUUAGUCCUUCAACUUCCUUCAAAUCCACCUAACGCCGUACCAGCAACUGCGCCGAAGCCCGUUUUUCGAGGGCCAAGCUCUUAUAAUGAACAAGACUUUUUCCCUUCCUCUUUCGGAUCCGCGCGCCGAUCUGGGUGGACGAUGAUCGGUUCCGGUUUUGGCUCGGAAUCAUUUGAGUCGACAUAUAGUAAUGAGGUCGAGGAUCGCAUGGAUGCGAUAACUCAGCACUGGGACAUCAUUAUGAGGACCCUUACCCAUCUGCAAUCCAUAGUCGCCACGACAUUGAUCCCGAUGCUGAAACAGGCGGAUAUGUCGGCUCCAGAUCCGUAUCCCUCGAAUGUAUCUGCUCAGAUCGCUCGAACAUCUUCAGUGAAGAGUCGAAGAGACUCGGAUGCAUCUCAAAUGAAGCCGUCUAAGACAAACGCAAAGCUUGUAACACUACCUCCAAAUUGUCUGGCGCAAGAUGCACGCAUUGGCCAAGAAAUUGACGAUGCUAAGAUACGAAUUGUGUCUGGUCUUCGAGCUACCAGAGUUAUAACAGGGCAGGGUCGUUGGGGACCAUGGAGGGAGGAGGCAAGAUGGGUUGCAAAGUGGGCUGGGACUAGGGAGCAAGGAUUUUUCUUUUUUAAUCUGUUGACGGCAUUUCUUUCGACACAUACUGAGUGGCUCCAAGCGUUAAGUCCAGUUUGGUACCGGAGGCGACGUUAUCAACAACAAAAAGUAAAAAACGAAGAGGAUACCUCCUUACCAUCUCGCACGAUUAUAAUCGCCAAGGACAAAAUGGCUGCUAGGAGGUUAAUAUUCUUACUCUCCGCCUUCCUGCCUGCUAACCAGCAGCUGCCCACAGUCCGCGCCCAGCGCCCAGCAACCUCCGCGUCAGUUGCAGCCUUUGGCCACUCGCCACCAUCGUACAUAGUACCGAUCAAUAAGGAAGAGUCUCUACGCCGAAAAAUCAAUCGGCGCCAAGGGCAGAGAGGUGCCUCUCAUACACGAAGUUUUAGUAUACAGUCGCAAGCUACAACGAGGUCUGUAACUGGUAUCCCUGCGCAGCUCGCGCAUCUCAGCAUGGAGCUCUCUAACCAAGAACGUCGAUCGUCGGAUUUCAUCAAGCCAGCGAAUCUACCUAUUAUUGGAAACGAUCUCAACACGCGAAAGAGCAGCGCCGCGACGGCCAAUACAAUCGUCCCGGACUCGGCUAUUCCACACUUCUCUACGGUGCACCGGAGUAGUACCAGCCGCGGCACCCGACCAAACAGUGGUGGCAGUUUUGCCGCGGAUGAUUUAAAACGAUCACUCAAGAGGGGUGAUAGUACUGGCCACGCCAGCCGUGCGAGUACUGACUCUCGUCAAGGUUCCCGAUGGGGAAGUGUGAUCAGCGGCUUGUGGAGUACAAGACGACGAGACUCAACUGCUACUACCUCGCAGACAUCGGACAUUCUCGGCCAUCCCGAUAGUCCACUCGCAUCACCUACUCGAGCAACGGUUAGUGGAAGGGACAAGCUUUCGGAAAUGGUUCGAGAAGCUCAGCUGCUCGAUACGCCUACUAAGCAACAGGCAGAGGGUGAACUUACCCCACUUCAAGAACCAGAUACCCCUCGAAGAUUGGAAAGUAAGCAGCUCGAGUCUCAGUCGAGAACCCCGGAUCCCUUAGGUGCAUACGAAUCUCCCGUGAAGACGUCGAUUAAUAACGACGACGGAGUAAUCGAUGUAGACGUACAAUUCCCAGACUACCUUACAUCGUUUGAGACCGCCGUCAGUUCGCCGUCUAGUAGUGGCUACCUCUCAACUCCUGGCCUAGGUAGUGGGCUCGAGGGCUUCGAACAGUUCUCUAGACUGGCCAUUGAUGGUGAUGCUCCCUUGAAUGUUGCCGGGUGGUUAAAACGCUUUCACCCGGAUUUCACGCUACAGGCAAUCCCACCUCAGGGAGACCUCCUAGAUGAAGUUCGAGAAUCUCUAGCCGCGGAACCAACCCCUAUAGCUCAUCUUAAUUCGAUCCCUGCAGAGUGGCCUGCAGAACACUGGGUUGACGUAAGCAGCGCUAUUAUUGCUGAUACAACCAACUUUACUAUUAAACGGCUCCGCUAUCGGCGUUUAGUCAAGCCCAAAAUAUUGCUUGACCGCAACACGGCCAGUUACCUGUCGCCAUAUGGUUCUUCUUUGAUAACACCAGCGCUCUCGCCUUACGAACAGCCUAUUAAGGAUAAAAUAGAAGAAGAGGAGCUGUUUACCUUCGAUGAAGCGCUCAUUGACGCCGUAGAGAGAGUCAUCGCCCACAGUAGUGAUGUGAGUAAGGGAGGUUCGGCUACAUCUUCACGAUCAGCGAGCAGACGGAGAGAGAGAAGGGAUAGUGAAGUUUCUCGAACGACAGAGCAAGAGGUCCCGACGUAUCAACUUGACUUCCAGGAAGUACCACGCGCGGAAUGUAAAAUGGUUGUCUUAUCUGCGUUGUCCGGAGUUGUACAGGACGUGGUAGACCAACGGGAGAGAGAAAGCCAAAAAACGAACCCAACUAUUCCUUACCAAAUAACCCGCGAAAGGGAGAGCAUAUUACGAGCCGCGGUUAGGACAUGGCUCGAGAAUGUGGAACUCACUGAUGGAUAACUUUCCAAAUUCUGAAUCUACAACUUCUCCAAAAGGACAUUUUCGUUUCUGGUGUCUAGAGAAGGGAAAUUUUCAUUUAAUGAUAAUGACUAACGACUUGAUUUUUAUCGCGUUUUGCGCUUGAGUUGCCUCGAGGGCACAGAACAGAGCGUGGCGUCACGACGGGGGAAUAUACGAGCAUGUACCACUACCAACACCGGUCUCAUUUCCAGGGGAGGGAAGAUUGGAAAGACGCAUUUUUCGUCAAAAGAUACCCCAAUAAGUAUGCAUGCAUAAUUACACAUUUUAUUUCCAUUAUUGCAUUUCCCCCCCUUCGAGUUCCAGCAUUUCACGUUCGGUUCAGAGGGUGUGUCAACGCCAGGGGGGAAGUCUAACGGAAUGGUUUGAUGGAUGAAAAUUCCAUGCACGUUUCAGCAUUUCAGUGCGAGUGUGUGUCUUUUUAGCAAAGGUGUGAUUUUUAUAACUCGACACUUCAGUGUUUGGUGCUGGGAUGCGAAAUGAUACGAUACCAUGCAAUGAUGGUAGCAUUGUUGUUUAUAAAUGCUAUGUGAUAUAAUGUAUAUCCUACGCUAUGAUGGUUUCCUUCAACCAUCAUAUCUUAGGCAGUGUUAUUUGUGAUAAAUUACCACGAGGUAAUUAGUAAUCUUGAGAGCUGAGAGGUUUGCAAUAGCUAGCAGGGCUUACGAAUUCCGUGACAGAUUUUAUGAACCCCAA